GCUUGGACCUAUUAUCACUGAACCCUUUUCGUAUACAUGAUACUAACGUGUGCUGUUUGCGAAUCACCAACAGCACAAUCGGCUCAUUUCGGUGCGAGAACGUGUAAGGCAUGUGCGGCAUUUUUCCGCCGAACGGUUUCCGCUAAGCUCGUCUACAAAUGUCGCGAGGAGGCUUCAUGCACUAUUCACUAUGAAAAGCGUAUGUUGUGCAGAAAAUGUCGCUACGACAAGUGUAUUGCGGCAGGGAUGAGCCGAAAUCUUGUGCAAUCUAUGCGAGCUACCGCUCAUACGCUGCUUGUCAGCCAAUGCUCAGCAGAGAAAAACUGUAAUCCUUCGACUUUCGAUUCUCCGAGGAUUUCUCCUAGCGACCGAGGAAUAGGCACAGAAGAAAGAAAAUGUGUUGUUGAGCACUACACACGCAUUGAAGCAGAUUUGAAUAGCAGAAGGAGAAUGCUGUACACCAACACAAAAAUGUCGAACAUUUUCACUACAAGAUGCGAAUGUCCUUUUGAAAAGCAAGAUUUGAAACCAUUCAACUACAAGACAUUUGUUGGUAAUUCGAGAUCUGAUUUCAUCAUGUUAUACGGUUACACCACAGGUUUCAUGCAAUUCGAUGAUUUGGAUCCUGCUGAAAAGCAAACCCUGUAUCGAUACACUUGUGCUGUGGAUAUGUUUCUGAACUCUGCAUACUUCACAUCAAGAAUUUCAUUCAACGAGAAGCGGAUAGCAACCAUAGGCUGCGAGUAUAUUUGUGUCGAAGGAACUCCGAUGACAGGAGAUGAGCCGUGGGCCCAGCAUCUAUUCGCCAAUAGGGAAGACCAAGACAGAUAUAAGUCGAUCGUUCCAAGACAUGUCGCACUGUGGAAGAGUUUGAUUGUCCCCUUUCACAGAUUGAGGCUUCAGUUCGACGAGUUCUGCGCUUUGAAAGCACUUAUCUGUUGGCAUAUAAGUCACUACAAACUGGGAGCCAACGGGCGACGAAUAUGCAGCAAUCAAAGGAACCUAAUAAUUAAGUGCUUAAACGAUAUGGCUUGUGAACGUUCAAGCUGUCCAGAGGAGUGGAUGGGGAACCUCAUUCUGUUUAUAUCUUGCGUAGUCAAGGAAAUAAUCGAACUGGUCAAUUCCUUAGUGAUGAUCACAUUCUUCAACAUUUUCGACUGCGAUUCCGUAAUCAAAGAUCUCAUGGAGAACGAAAGCUACUAACCUUGAGAGGGAUCCACACGACAACAAACGAUGACGAUAUAAUCCUUUGAUGC
Molecule: messenger RNA, 1256 nt
Organism: Cylicocyclus nassatus
Lineage: Eukaryota; Metazoa; Nematoda; Chromadorea; Rhabditida; Strongylidae
Source: the annotation of a GenBank genome assembly